Messenger RNA from Porites lobata, 4180 nucleotides. Lineage: Eukaryota; Metazoa; Cnidaria; Anthozoa; Scleractinia; Poritidae. The record is from the annotation of a GenBank genome assembly.
AUGACUACAAAGUAUGAAUUACCCGAAGAAGCCGAUGUCAAACUACUGAGCAAUUUGGGAAAGGAAGUAGAAAUGAAGACCUUUAAAACAAACGUUCGACCGACUUUAAAGUAUGACGAAAAUCAUAGGCUGCUUAUCAAAAUUCUUUGCGUCGGUGACUAUACCGGGGGAGUGGGAAGAAAAGGGGUGUUUAUCAGCGAUUAUCUGCAAGUCACACCACCGGUGCAGACCAAUCAGUGUCCAGUACUCGGUUGCGCCAUACACUUAAAAACAAUAAAAUGGAAAAAAGGGGAUCAAGAUCACGAUCCAAUUACCAUCAAACUACAAUUUUGGGAGAUGGCUGAAUAUGAGCGCUAUAGAUCCGUGUUAAAUUCACAAGGUAGGAACAGUCAUGGGGCAUUAGUAUUCUGGGGUCCGGGCUAUUCAUCCUCACUGGAUGAAGCUCUGAAAUGGUUGAAAGACGUGAACAGAGCUUGUCCAUCAAUUCCGUGCGUUCUUGUCACGGACAACACUUCAAAUAAGCCUCUGUACGGUCCUGGCGAGAAAUUCGAGACUGAUAUGGCAUUUGAUCAGUUCUGGAAAGAUCACGGCUUUGCAGAUCAUUUUGAGAUUAAGGCCCGUGACUGGAAUUCUGGUGAAAAUAGCGUAUUCGGACAAGCUGUCAACUGUCUUAUUGAGAAGAUUUUCGAUGAAAAAACUUGGAUGUAGUGGAAUUACGCAUACACAAUGCAAUUUACCUCUUUAUAACAACUGAAAUAGUGGAAUUAUUCUUGUACAUAACGAAACCUGAUGGCCUGGUGGUAAAGAUGCAGAGGUCGAAGCAUUGCCAUUACGUUGUUUCCCGGCAGACGAGAAACUUUACUCUUCUUCGAUUCUCUCCACCAAGUUUAAUACCCUGCGAUGUAAUAGCAUCCGAUCCCAUCAAGAGGGGGAUCAGCAAUACAUCCGGGCAUUUUAUGAUAAUGUGACCGGGAUAAACUUCGGCCAGUUGUGGGCCUCAUUAUCCCUAGGUUGGCCUUAGUUCUCCCCCCCCCGCCCGCACCUGGACCGAUCCCCUAAAGGGGCCCGUUCGAAAUAAGUGUUAGUACGAACACGCUUCGUUGCGAAAAAUGCCAAAAAAAAAAUUCAUUAAGAUAUGGAUGGUUUUGCAUUUUUCGUCAUUCGGAAAGUGACGGACUAACUCAUGUUGAAAUGGCCUAUCGCUACUGUUGUGAUGCACUUGUAUUCCAUAAAGUUCUUAUUCGAAAUUAAUAAAUAAUCAUCUUUAUUGAGGACACUUUUUCAUAAAAGAUAUGGUUUUCAAAAAGGAUCUCAAAACUAGAUAUAUAUUAUAAAAACAAAAAAAAGCUAUAAAAUUGCAAAGGGAUUAAAAAGAUACAAAAAAUGCAUAAAAAAAUAAAAAUAAGUAUAAGUAAAAAUUAAACGUAACUAGCUAUAUCAAAAACUUAAAAACAUUACGUUUAAAACUAUUUACAUUCCUUGAGUCUUUGAUCGUCUGACUGAGGGAGUUAAAAUCGGAAACGGCAUGCUAUUAGAGAGUUUUAGAUCCGAGUUUACCGCGAACCUCUAACCGCUGAAGGUCACGUGACAAGUCUUUCGCGUCACGUUUGAGGUUUACGACGUGCGUUUUCAACGUGGGGAGGUAGGUUUUCACGUAGGUCAUUUACCUGAAAGCUUUUAGCGUAUACAUCUUGUUUUAUCUCACGUAAUGAUACAAAAAUCUUGUGGAGCAAGUCUUUAUCCAUUAACAGAGGCACAAAUUCGGGCCAAAUCCUAAAUUUGAUAAAUCCUAUUGGAUCUUGAAAACAAGUUCCGUUCAUGGCGGCUGAUUCAAAAUGGCGGCAGUAAAUUUGCAAGAAGAACUCUAGCUAAUGUAAGAAUUUACAGCUCUUUGCUGCUAGAUAACCAAGUGUUAUUCUAAAUUUCUUUUAUUUUCACUGAUUGAUAUUUCUUCUAUUUCUAAAUGGAAAAAUAAACCAGAAUCCCCUUCUUUAAACCACCGCCAAUCUAAAUCGAAUUAUGUUUGAACUUCGAACCGCAAACGGGUAACCGCAAACCGCGGUUAGAGGUUCGCGGUAAACUCGGAUCUAAAACUCUCUAUUGUGUUCUUUGCUUCCCCCAAUUUCUUUUGACACGUGGUAAUCUAAAAUUGCCUUUGUUACGUGUAUUAUGCCUAUGAAGUACGUCUUGUCUAAUCAAGUCCAUAUCGAGAUUAAUUAGGCCAUUGAUGCAUUUGUAUACGUGUACACACCUUCUAUGAAAUCGCCUUUUCUCUAGAGGCAGCCACUUGAGAACGGCUAAUCCCUCAGUGGAGGAUGAGUACAAUGGUCUAUUUAAAAUAACUUUAGCGGCCUUAUUUUGCAAAACUUGCAAACUAGACAUAAGGGUAAUAUUUUGUUUAUCGCCCCAAUACUAGAUCAGCAUAUUCAAAAAGGGGCAUAACAAGACUUUUAUAAAAAAGUAGACGAGCCCUGAAAGGCAAUAAAUGCUUUAUACGCUUGAGAAGCCCAAGCCUCUGAUUGAUUUUCCCAGUUAGGUGUUCAAUAUGAUCAGUCCAUGUGAAAUCCGAAGAUAUAUGUAUACCGAGGUAUUUAAAGCUGCGAACAUUACUUAUACUAUGAUCUAAAAUUGAAAUAGUAAAAUUAAGGUGUGAAUUAGUUAACGCUUGCAAAAUUAAUAGUGUAACUUGGUGGUUUAAAGCAAACUCCAACCAGAGAUCUCUAGUUCUGCAAGUUAUAGCUGAAUUUGGUAUAUUUUCGUUUUAAAAUUAUCUGUUUCGGCACUAUAUACGGUCAAGGAAAUACUUUUUUUCCAGAAUCUAUUAAAUUCCCGGCGACGGUGACUCACCGUAAGCCCUAUGUCGCGGCAUUUUCCUCCUUAGAAAGGAAGGCAUUGAAAUCAUUGAAGCUUUCAAGACUCACAAAUCAAAUUUAUUAAAGCCAGUUAACAGUGUAAAUUGAUUUACUGUAGUUAAUAAGCAUCUUUAAGUAAGGGAAAUAAAAUAAAAACUACCUCACAUCCCUAAAGGCUUAUUUUCUUAACUUUUGAAAUAUGUUGUAUUUUGUUGGUAAAAUCCAUGGAAAAAGUCAUUUUAAUUGACACAGUAAAAACCCAACCACCUCACACCUCCUGCCUCUCUACCCCUGACUCCUCACUCAAGUCCCUAGUGGUCAUGCGCAGCAGAGCUUUGGGGUCGCGACUGUCGAGUCACGCAGUAGUCACCAGUGUUUAAACCUCAAGCGUAGACGCUUCACCCUUGUCUAGCAGACCGGAGGAAGUCGUCAAUCGAAAAAGGAGAUCGAAAAGGACAAUUUACACUCCGUGGUGUAGUAUAUGUUUUAAAUUUGUGAACAACAAGGUUGAAGUCGUAGUUGCCUCGAGGACGCAUUUCAAAUCGCUCAAGGUGAUCUUAAAGGCCGGAAGUACAUGAACGUAUGCGGAAAUCGAGCGAAUAUAUAGAAUUUCUGCUUUAAUAUACCAUGGCUACAAAGUAUGAAUUACCCGAAGAAGCUGAUGUCAACCUACUGAGCAAUUUGGGGAAGGAAGUGGAAAUGAAGACCUUUAAACAAACGUUCUCCCGACGUUAGAGUGUGACAAAGAUCAAGUGCUGAACAUAAAAAUUCUUUGCCUCGGAGACUAUACCGGGGGAGUGGGCAGAAAAGGGGUACUUAUAAAAGAUUAUCUGAAAGUCACACCACCGGUACCGACCCAUAUGAGACCACUAAUCGGUUGCGACUUUUACUUGAAAACAAUAAAAUGGGAAAAAGGCGGCGAUCACAAUCCAUGGCCAAUUACCAUCAAAUUACUUUUAUUUGAGGUGGCAGAACAAGAGCGCUUUACACGCAUGACAAAUUUGUAUUAUAGGGACAGUCAUGGGGCAUUAAUAUUCUGGGGUCCGGGCAAAUCAUCCUCACUGGAUGGAGCUCCGAAAUGGUUGAACGACGUGAACAGAGUUUGUCCAUCAACUCCGUGCGUUCUUGUCACGGACAACACUUCAAAUAAGCCUCUGUACGGUCCUGGCGAGAAAUUCGAGAGUGAGAUGGCAUUUGAUCAGUUCUGGAAAGAUCACGGGUUUGUCGGUCAUUUUGAGAUCAAGUCCCGUGACUGGGAAUCUGGUGAAAAUAGCGUUUUCGGACAAGCUGUCAACUGUCUUAUUGAGAAGAUUUUAACUGAACGAACU